GUAAGUGCGAGUUAUUUCAGCACGAGCUGGCAGUAGUACAAAAAGUACAGCCUGUACACAUCGUAUUCAAUUUCAGUGUUUGUGUAUCUGGGCCUCGGCGCGAGAAAUACGCUUAGAUCGUUUAUCUGUGAUGUUGAAUAUGUGUUUAAUUUUAUGGCGGGCCGAUUGAAUCCUGGCCAUUAUAAUAUGUGUACAGUCAAGCUGUGCCGAACGACAAGGUCAGAAUGAUUCAUAGCGCCGUUCCUUCUACAUUUUGGUAUUGAGACCUUAAAACGUAUUUGAUGUGAAUAUGUUAAACACGGGAAUUUAAAUGCAAUGCAUUAAGAGGCAAAAUACAGUUGGACACACUCGGUUGCAGCCCCAUUUAAUCCUUUCCCAGAAUGCACCGUGUCAAUGCACAGUUGUGUUUCCUGUUUACCGUUGUAACGCUUUUGUUUGGCUGUUUUUCCUUUAUUGUCGAGGUUUCAAAUAUAUUGUUAUGGAUUUAUUUCGCUGCGACUGAUCAAAGAAGGAUUUGCUGAGGUGUAAAUUAAGCCUGGAAUAGUUGCAGCUCCCCAGUGAGAAAACAACAGAAGGGCCGUGAAGAUCAGCCCUAAUGGAAGAGACAGAAACAGAGCUGAUCUGCUCCGAGCAGGAAGCUUUAGGAGCAGACUUCAUCACGGUGGAGCUCGACACCCAGCCCAUCGAAUAUGUGGUCAAGUGGGCCGAGGUGGGUUCAAAAUUCACAAUAGCCUGUGUGAAAAAGGAUUUGGACGAGGCUGCUUGCUUCACCUCCGACCAGAUGGUGAAAAUAGAACCGGAUGAGACGUUCUUCGUCCCUUACGAAUCGGUGUACCCUGAAUGCGACGACGCAGAUCCGGAUCUGAUCGCGACGCACGAGGAGGAGGUGGGCAGCGAGUCAGACUUCAACGACAACACGGAAGCGGGGAACAGCCAGUUGUGCGAAGAGGAGGACGUUACGGAUAUUUGCUGGGAGAAGGAAGUGUCUCAUGCUAGAACAUACAACUGCCGCUUUUGCGGCAAGAGCUACAGCCAUUCCUCCAGUCUCGCUCGCCAUCUGCACGUCCACUCGGAUAGAUCAGCCCUCACCUCCUCGAAAGAUUUCAGCAAGUUGGGCGACAAAAAAUCUCUGCAGUGCAAUAUAUGCGGGGUGAGGUGCAACGGCAAGCGGCUUUUGGCGAUUCACAAAAAAUGCCAUAAAACCAAAAGACUGCAUACGUGCAACACAUGCGGCAAGUCGUUCAAUCACAGCUCUAGUCUGUCGCGACACAGGCUGAUCCAUAAAAAAGGUUUGGAUAAAACCGUCAGACCCUUAUAUCCGACUCCAACCCCAGCUCCCAUCAUGACCCAGCACAGCUUCCCAUCAGCCCACGGCACGAGUAAAAGAACGAUCUCCUCAGGCGAGCGAGAGAAGCAGUACCAAUGUGCGCAAUGCGACAGGGUCUUCAGCCACUCCGCCGCCCUCUCCAAGCACCAGGUGGCCCACGUGCGACAGCUGCUCAACUCGUACACGCACGGAAAAGACUCGCUCGACAAGUCUUCAGACCUCAAGAUCCGCCUGAAGCUCUGCUCCCGUGACAAGCCCAACUACUACACGCUGUGCAAGAAGAACAAGCACAGUAAAGGGGGCAAGAAGAGGCUGUACCUGCCGAAUGAGGAGCGGCCGUACCCCUGUCGAUUGUGCAACAAACGCUUCAGCCACACCACCAGCCUCUCGCGGCACGAGCACUCGCACGCCAGCGGCAAGUGCUACGCCUGCCACGUCUGCAAGAAGACCUUCGUUCGGCUCUCCAACCUCAAGCAGCACCAGCAAACGCACGCUACAGGAAAACUCUACAAAUGCCCACAGUGCGGGAAAACUUUUGUGCACUCCUCCAGCUUCUCGCGCCAUAAGAAGGUCCACACGAUGAUGAAACUGGCCCCGAAACAGGAAGACAUUAAGUGCGAGGAGGAACUGGUCAUCGAUGAGGUGGCCCCGCUGGAAUACGAGUCUGAGUGAGAAAGACCAAGUUCUGGAACUGUCAAGGCUUAGCUAAUGGGGAAAAAUGUUGUGUUUUUGCUGUUUUGUUUGUUUGUUUGUUUUUUUGGUUUACCCCUCAUUCUUAUUUUGUGAAAACAUAAUUUGGGUGUGGCUUCCUUGGCUGUGUGGUUUCAAUUUAAUAUUCAUGUAAUUAAACUCUUUUUGUCACCUUUGUUAAUAUAAUUUUUUUUUUUUUUUUUUGGUAGACAUUCCCUUUUGUUUUCUUCGUUCAGUUUGUGUAAUUUAUGUCACUUAAUAUUUAGCCAUCCACAAGAAAAUCAACAUAGAAAAGCAGAUGGCAUUGGCAAUGCAGGUGUUAUUUAUUUUUCUUUUUUUUAAUGUUUGCACUGAAUUUGAACCCAAAAUAAAGUACUUACUGAUGUGUUGGUUGGAAUAGAAGGGGGUGAGGGGCAAAGGUAAUAUUAAAUUCAAGUUUGUUAGAGUUUUGUAUGCCAGAAGUAAAUUUAUAUGCAAUUUACUUGAACGUUGUGCGGUUUAAAUCACUUAAUUCUCCUGUAAUUAUAUUUAGUGACCUAAUAUCUUAGACCAACAAAUUCAAGGCUUUGAAGUCUGGAUCCAAAAACAGGUUUUGCUGUUUGGUUUUAUGGGAUGUUAAAAGAAUCUUAGACAGUUGCUGGACAAGUGCAAGUGGUGAAGCUUGUACUUGUGUUUUGGGGUGUUUCGGUUGUUCUGGAUUUGACUUGUUGUCUUUGGUACUUAUUUCCUGUUUGAUGUUCUUUUGUCAAAAUAUGAAAUCCAUUGUAUCCAUGGAGGGUAUUUAUGAUAAUAAUUUCAAUGCUUAUUGGA
This is a messenger RNA of Labeo rohita (rohu), 2827 nucleotides long. RefSeq names its product zinc finger protein 572. The record is from RefSeq and is a predicted model, not a curated record. The transcript is spliced from 2 exons. The coding region runs from base 596 to 1999 and encodes 467 amino acids. Lineage: Eukaryota; Metazoa; Chordata; Actinopteri; Cypriniformes; Cyprinidae.